CUCGUGUUCAGGUGUGCAGUGCAGACUCGUUUUUUCCAACUUCGUUGUAAAUUGUGUAAUUAAUUUUUACAUAGAUUUUUCGUUUACUGUGAUCAAUAAUACCCAUAAGUGCUAGCACUGAUUGCACUUAACAGUGGUCCUGUGUUUUGUGGACCUAAUGUUUUUGCAGAUGGCGAACCAUUAGGCUUGAAUUUCACGUACUUUCUGGACGUAGGUUCGUUCCCCUUCUGUAAGUCGUGAUUAGUUUAGUUAUAUGCCCAUAGGUUAGUUAAGAUUAGCUCUAUUCUCAUUGGAAGUAGAAUCAGGUAGUUUUUUGUUGUUUUCAACCAAGAUAGAGUCCAUCACACCAAAACUUUCCAAUCCUAGUGUAGUGUCACCAUGCUAGUGUCUCAUUGCAUUGCAGACUUUGCAGUAUUGUAAAUUUACUAAAUUAUGUGGUAAUGUAACUUAUCUAAAAAUGUUGGCAGUGUUACACCAUUCUGCCAAUGUGAUGUCCAAUAUUAAUUCUGUUCUAAUAUUUUUUUAUUUUUAUUUCUCAUUUUGGACUGGAAACCUACUUGCUCAUGUUCUGUGGACCUUUUUCUGAUUCCUGCUGAGCAUCCCGUUCCCGUGCAUCCUUCUGCACUCCAACAUUUGAAUAAUAUUCGAAAUUUCGUGCGAUUAUUUCACGAUAAUCAGGAAUCUGUUACUGCGAGAAUUGCCAGCAGUCACACACGGACGUCUAACGCCCAUUAUGGAAACACCAGAUGAAACGUCUCAUUUCUUGCAGGAGCCCCAAUCUAAGAAGAAAUCUGUUACUCCGAUAAUGGCCAUCACUCCCGACAUCCGUCCUGGACGAAGACUGACGUCAAAAGUAGGUCAACCAAAACUCCCGAAAUCGCACAAACAAUCGUAAAAGAAAAGACGCAUACCUCAAUAGAUUCUCAGAAUACCCUCAACCAGCAUCGUCCGUUAUCUAUCCUGCCAGCGAAGUCUUCGCUUCAAUUGAAUCAGCAAGUUUGCCCAUUUUUCUUUUGUACCGUUGGUGUUUUCUGCGGGUGAUUCACGACUUUAAUUCUAAAUAAUGUCAUAAUGUCUUUAUAAUCACAUAUCUAAGCGAAACUUAAUUUUGCUCCUUCUUGUUGACAUUUAAUCCACCAACUACCACACUCGUUUCACCUUCAGGUGAAACCUCAUCUCAGGUAAAGCACGAAAUUUGAUUUCCCUAUGUAAUCCUCCGUGCUCUUCUCUCCCUAAACCUUCGAGUGCGUAUUUCAGUUCGCUUGCUUUGGGUAUGUACACGAGUUGAUGAGAUGAGAUCCCCCGAGUGUGGUCUAACUAAAAAUCCGAUGGCUUUUGUUACAAGGGAAUCGCUAUCCAAACUGUCACGAAUCCGCAAACUUCCCCGACAAAAGUAUCCGUCUCACUCACUGAUGUAAAAGUAAGUGACUCUCUAAUCUAAAAGUAAAUGAUUCUGACAUGCUUGCUAUAACGAAACUAAGCGAUGAAAUAUGAACGAUACCAAUAAUUCAUCCCACUAACAAACUUAACACUGGAGUUGUCGGACUAUCGAUGUCGGGAUAUGUUACCCUCAUUUCAUUUGAUUUUAAUUGUGAUUAAUCUAAAAAUAAUUGUGCUCUUUCUGACUGUGAUAAAAUUAAAUUUUCCUAAUCUAUUAUGCUUUUUUAUGUCCCGAUGUUAGGUUGAAAAUUGGUUUAUUUUGACGGCAAGUGUCAAACUUGCUUUUAAACGAAAAAGAAAGUAAUAUCUGCUGUAUUUUUAUAAGCUGCCUUCGCCAUGGUGAACUGCCCGGCAACCGGCUGUUAUAUCUUUGAAAUGCUCUAAAGCAACAGGACGUUGUUAGGUAUUUGACGCACCCACAAGACGCGCGCAUGCCGAGAGAACUGGAACCGAAGACCGCAACGCAUAUAUUCACGAAGAGAAAAUGCUCGAACUCAGUUAGCUUCAGAAUGGAAGAUCGAACAUCGGUCGUCAAUGUAACACCGCCUUGGCGAAAGACGUUCGACUUCCAGAUGAUGCAGGAGGACAUCACUUUCGGACAAGAAUGUUUCCGCAAGGCGAUCUUGGUCGUUGGUUUGUUUUUGAAUUGUACCGUGUUGCUAGUGGUGAGCUGUUCACGACAGUUGCGUUAUCCUCGGCACAUUUUCUGGGCCGUCAUUUCGUUUUUUGAAUGCCUCUUUCUCAUUCAAUGCGCACUUGAACUGGCCAUUGUUUUUAAUCAAGAUCAACUGGCCUGUCAGAUUUUCAUUGUACUUGCGCCAGUCGUUUAUUCCAUUCUCUUACUCAUCCUUUCAAUGGCCGCACUUGACCGCUACUUGGCUAUCGUCCGCUAUGAAUGGUACAAGAAAAGCGUCACUAAUUGUGGAGUCAUCACCGUAAUUUCCUUUGCGUCUUUCCUGUCAUUCGUCGUCAUCACCAUCCCGUUUUGGACUGGCAAUCAAUCAAUUCACACCUGUAGCACCAAUUGGGUUGACAUGUACUGGGUCCUUCUUUGGGACUUGUCUUUGGGUGUCACCUGCGUCAUUCUCCACUUUAAAAUCUUCUAUGAAUCCAGAACUCUCAUCCAGCAGUAUCUACCCAACUAUCACCAGCAGUCCGUCACAGUCAAAUUUGUCAACUCUCGAUCGGGAAACUCCAAUUUCGGAUUCGGUAGUGCGGAGCCAAAACCAGUUCCGGAAAAGAUUUCCGUUGCCUUCGCGGAACAUUCAGCCGUUGCUUUGAAUGAAAAUGACGCUUGUUUGCAUCCUGACAAUUACCGCCUACCACCGGCUAUUACCCAUCUCGACACUGAAUUCUUCCCCUGGAUGAAAACCCGCUCAAAGAUCAGUAGACUUGAAGUGCGAGCCGCUCUUAACAUGUCCGUCAAUAUUUUACCAUUUUGGUUAUGUACUUUUCCGGUUUCUUGUACCAUUAUAUCUCUUUACUGGUGCAUACGGCUCGAAGGCGAUUGCGACAUGAUUUUGCGUGCAUUGCCAUACGUGUGGAGUUCAUUCCAACUUCAUAGUGUCUAUAAUCCCGCGAUGUACAUGUGCACAAGUUCCGAGUUCUGGCGAGCUUUUCUUCACAUGAAAAGAAAAUUGACUAAUCCUUUUCAUAUCCACAAGAGUUAGAUUUUUGCUUAAUCGAUUUGUCGUUGUGCAUUGUGAAAUUUAUUAAAGAAUACAUUAAAACAGAAUCGAAUUUUACUACUAAGAGCUCUAUCAUAAAAGAUUUUGAAUUCUAAUUACUAUGUCGUAACUUUUGAAUUGGAAUUAAGAACUAGUUAAGCUGAAAAAAAGAAGAUGAUUUUUAUGACACAACAAUGUAAAAUGAAGCAAAAGACCCAUAGCUUUAAUUUCUUUGUUAAUAUAUUCUGUUUAUCUUGUAAA
Daphnia pulicaria is the source of this 3368-nucleotide messenger RNA. RefSeq lists its product as uncharacterized. The coding region runs from base 1872 to 3110 and encodes 412 amino acids. Gene Ontology annotation, cellular component: membrane. Gene Ontology annotation, biological process: G protein-coupled adenosine receptor signaling pathway; adenylate cyclase-activating G protein-coupled receptor signaling pathway. The record is from RefSeq and is a predicted model, not a curated record. NCBI's taxonomy places the organism in Eukaryota, Metazoa, Arthropoda, Branchiopoda, Diplostraca, Daphniidae. Gene Ontology annotation, molecular function: G protein-coupled receptor activity. The transcript has 4 exons.